GUUGUAUGCCCGUCUGGCUUGCUCCCAGCUCAUCCGUGGGUUCAAUUCUUUACUCUACAUGUUUGUUACAACUACCUUGACUCGCUAAGGCAUUGUUCACCGGCAUUCAACGCCACGCUGUCACGAAUGCUUCGAUCAUUCGCUCAGAAUCGCUCACCGGUAACUGCAAACGCCAUGGCAGACGCAACCAGGCUGCGAACGCUGGCCAAUACCAGUGCACCAUGACUGCGACAUGUGCACACUUCGCGUCGAAAUUAGCCCUGUGCUUUUAUCAAAACCUCAUCUCUUCCUUUGUAUCACUACGCUCUACCCCUUGCGGAUGCGUGCCCUAUGGCGGAGAUAGCGGGCACCGCUGUUGGUAUCGUUUCUCUUUCUAUUCAGAUCUGCGAGCGGCUUGUGUGGUACACAAACAACGUCAAAGAUGCCAGGGAGAAGGCCGAAAAUCUCCGCACGGGAUUGAAUCAGCUCUCGGAUGUCCUUGAAGCUCUUGAAGCAUGCAUCGACCGACUCCGCGGUCCCGUGCUUGUAACAGCGGCUCGAGACAGCGUCAUCGCGUGCGCAAAUGCCAUGGAGACUAUCAAGAAUAAACUAGGGUCAUGUUCAACCUCGAAUAAGUCCAAGCUUCGCAUCGGCAUGGGAAGGUUAGCAACGAGACUUAUCUUCCUCUUUAAGGAAUCAGAUGUACUAUACCUGAGAGGUAUGGUGAGUGACAUACUGCAAACUUGGCAGGUUGCUCUUCAUGCACUUCAGCUGAGAGAGAGAAUAUAUCAGAAGGUUCGUUAGAAUUUGAAGGGAUCAACAACGCUUGAACUUUGACCGUAUGCACGCGCAAAUUAGUCAGGGAUCCCGCGCGAGCCAGUCCAUGAGCCAGUCGAUCCUUGAUA
Molecule: messenger RNA, 884 nt
Organism: Cucurbitaria berberidis CBS 394.84
Lineage: Eukaryota; Fungi; Ascomycota; Dothideomycetes; Pleosporales; Cucurbitariaceae
Exons: 1
Coding region: 331-783 (150 amino acids)
Source: RefSeq, a predicted model, not a curated record